AUGCACGACGAGCAGGACCCGUUUGUAGCAAAUGACGAUGAUUCCACGGUAGCAGCAGCAGCAGCCAUUACAAAGCAAUUCGAUCUCGAUCGCCUUCCUGCAUCCUUUCAACAAUUCCUUGACGACAAUGCGAUCGAUCCACGCAUAUACACUGUCAGCGAUCUUCCCCGCUAUGUACGUCUCAAUACGAAUGCCAUUGCUUUACCUUCCUUGGACGACUUGAAAGAACAACUUGGCACGGAUGAUGUAUGGCAAGUGAAGGAUGGUAUCUUUGGAUUCUUGCAUGCCAAGCAUCGACUGGUCGAUAUUGCAGCAUACAAGAAUCGAAGUCUAUUUGGGAUUGAUCUUAGUUCAGCCAUGGCCGUAGAAGCGCUUGACUUGCAAGCCAAUGAUCAAGUCCUUGACAUGUGUUGUGCGCCGGGUGCCAAGUUAUGCAUGAUUGCCAAUCGGAUCGAGGCUUCCGGUAGUGCUACAGGUGUCGAUUGUGCCGCUCAUCGUUUGGCUACUUGUCGCUCAUUGUUGAAAAAGUACAAGGUCGGCUCACACGUUCGUCUCUUUGAAGCGGAUGGUACAACAUUUGCAAUCCCACCACCCCUCGCACCCAAGGAACGACAACAGAAACAUACGCUUCAUGCCAAUCACCGCAGGCCCUAUUGGGCUCCCAAGAUGCUACGCUUCGAUCCACAAACAUCCACAGCCUUGUAUGAUAAAGUAUUGGUGGAUGCAGAAUGCACCCAUGAUGGAUCCAUCAGCCAUAUCCUCAAGUACGAGAAAUGGGGAUGGGAUGCAUUUGAACGCAACUUUAUGAAUCCAGAUCGAUUAUCGACCGUAUGCGAGCUACAGCGAAAUUUGAUGAAACAAGGAUGGAAGAUGCUCAAGCAGAAUGGGAUUAUGGUGUACAGUACUUGCUCUCUCACAGUCCAACAAAAUGAAGCCAAUGUUGCGUGGUUUUUGAAACAUCAUCCGGACGCUGUAUUGGAAGACGCGGACAAUGCUGGUAUCAAAUUGGCCAAUAUCAAAAAGGUGGAAGGCAUUGAGGAGGACAUUCAACAGGCGAUGGAACAACAUUGUUUAAGAUUUGAUCCUUUAAUUAGUCAAACUAGUGGUUUUUUUCUGGCUCGGUUAAGGAAACAUUAA
Lichtheimia ornata is the source of this 1137-nucleotide messenger RNA. RefSeq lists its product as uncharacterized. Gene Ontology annotation, molecular function: methyltransferase activity. The transcript is spliced from 4 exons. NCBI's taxonomy places the organism in Eukaryota, Fungi, Mucoromycota, Mucoromycetes, Mucorales, Lichtheimiaceae. The record is from RefSeq and is a predicted model, not a curated record. Bases 1 to 1137 code for a protein of 378 amino acids. Gene Ontology annotation, biological process: RNA methylation.